AUGGCUGCUUUAAUCAAACAGGAAAAAGAAGUUCUUAAAGUUAAAUCCGACUUAAAGCAGGCUAUCCUUGAUCUCAGAAAAAUACUAAAAUCUGAUGAUACUACCAUUAUCUCUACGUACCAUUCCCAGAAUGCUGAAUUCAGAAGGUAUUCUAUUUGUUUGACCAAAACGCCAGUUAUGGACCCCCGAUACUGUGCCCAAGACAUCCUCCUCUGUGACCUCUGUCAAAAAGUUGCAUUACAGAGUCAUUGUGAACUUUGUCAGAUUAACCUAUCAUUAUCUAUUACAACAGAAGAACAUGGCUACACAAUAAGGACAUCAGAAUCUGCAUCCUGUCCUCCGGUCAAACCACUUCUUGAUGUACCAGAGCUCAUCACCACCAUAGACACUGGGUAUAUGUCCAAUGUUACCAAUCUCAAUGAUAAAGAAAUCUGGACUUGCGGAAAAGACAAAAUCAUUAAACUUUACAAUCUUCAGGGGGAAUACAUCAGUGAGAACAGGAACCUGGAUAUCUGUGUGGCUGACUCUGACGCCCAUGCAGUAGUGGUCGUUAAUCAGGCAGGUAAACUCCGAUUUCGAUAUACAGGUCUGCCCUCUAAUAAAAAAGAAUCAUUCUGUCCACGUGGCAUCACAACAGACAGCCAGAGUCAGAUCCUGACAGCAGACACAUACAACCACUGUAUCCACAUUCUAGAUCAGGAUGGACAAUUCCUCUCUUACAUUGAUAACUGUUUCUUACAACGUCCAUGGGGACUAUGUGUAGACUCCAAAGACAACCUCUUUGUAGCUGAGCGUGACAGUGGGAAAGUGAAGAAAAUCAAAUACAUGUAAAAGAUC
Saccostrea cuccullata (small rock oyster) is the source of this 837-nucleotide messenger RNA. RefSeq lists its product as uncharacterized. The record is from RefSeq and is a predicted model, not a curated record. Bases 1 to 831 code for a protein of 276 amino acids. The transcript is spliced from 4 exons. NCBI's taxonomy places the organism in Eukaryota, Metazoa, Mollusca, Bivalvia, Ostreida, Ostreidae. Gene Ontology annotation, biological process: proteasome-mediated ubiquitin-dependent protein catabolic process; protein polyubiquitination; negative regulation of translation. Gene Ontology annotation, molecular function: translation repressor activity; ubiquitin protein ligase activity; protein binding.